Messenger RNA from Phytophthora sojae, 699 nucleotides. RefSeq lists its product as hypothetical. NCBI's taxonomy places the organism in Eukaryota, Oomycota, Peronosporomycetes, Peronosporales, Peronosporaceae. The record is from RefSeq and is a predicted model, not a curated record. The transcript is spliced from 2 exons. Bases 1 to 699 code for a protein of 232 amino acids.
AUGGAUGUAGCUGCUGCUAGAGGACACUUGGACGUGUUGGACGCUCUGAAACCGUGGCCAGCCGAUAUUACCAGGGCGUUCACUGCGGCGGCGGCUCGUGGAAUUGUUCAUGUGUUGGAGAUGUUUAGCGAAUACUGUGAUGCGAACGAUGGAUGCAAUUUUCGGGCCACGACGGCUUUGAAGGAGGCCGCAGAGCGCGGUGAUACUACCAUGAUCGGUCUUGCUCGAAUGGUGCCGCGAAGGCCUAAACGAAAUGGAGCGCCAAAGGCUCGAUCUAUUUCUUUACGGUUCAACGCAAAUGCAGCGAUUAAGGGCGAUGUCAGGAUGAUUGAGCUGCUUGCCGAGCACUGUUCGUCGUGUGUGUUCGAGUGUGGCCUGGAGCAAGCCGCAAACUCUACCGCAAGUCGUGAGAUGGUGCAGCUGCUUCUUGAUCUUUGUGUCGCGAAAAGUUCAAGUCCGAUACUACUGAGUAGUGCCGUGGGCAGGGCCCUGUUGGCUGCCGCGGAGAACAACCGCAUCGAUUUGGUCCAAAUAUUCGCGGGGAGAAGUGAAAUCCGCUCCAAGUGGAAUGCGCUGGUUAAAGCAGCAGCAGAAGAGCAGAUUGAGCUGAUCGAGGCUCUAGCGGGGUGGUUUGAUGAGAUAUCGAUCGCGGAAGCGCUGGCCAGACUCCCGCGCGAUGUGAACGUCGCCGUCUCGUGA